AUGGAAAAUGAUAGUGGAGUUCAGGAAGUGAGUUCAAGUUUGACGAUGACUGGUAACAUUUUGGAGGAUGAAGUUGAGAAAAAUCAGAAAAUGAACCUGAGGAAUAGUUUGGAUAGGUUGACAAUUGAUACAUUAAAGGUAGUAUGUAGAGGGAAAGGUUUAUUUGAGAAAGGAAAUAAGAAGGAGUUAGUUGAGAGGUUGGUGGAUAGGGCUAAAGGUAAGGACAGAGUAGUAGAUAGUAUCAAAAAUAAGAAUGUAGAAGAAGAAAGAAUGGGUUUUGACAUAGAAGAGGGAGUACAUAAUAAUAUUGCUAGAAAUAGGUUUUUAAAUAAUGUUAAUGAGGAUGGUACAGGGUUUGAAGGUGUUAGGAGGGUUAUUUGGAUUUUGAUCAACAAUAGUGCCAUCUUGAGCAAUGAUUGGAAUAUAAUAUUAAAAGCAAGAGAGAUAGUAGCUACAAGAGCAUUUGUUUUAAGAAUAGUAAAUUAUGAAGAAUGGAAUAUUGCUACAAAAAUUGAAGAUAAAUUUUUAGAUGAUUUUAUAAAAGUUCUUUUUCAUAAUAAGUUAACAAAUGCAAAACAAUCUGUUAAGAAUAAACAACAGAGAGUAAAAAACAAAUCUGCAUCAUCAGGAUCAGCAUUCAAUAGUAUACCUAUAGGAGUGACAGUUUUUGCACCUAACUAG
This is a messenger RNA of Cetraspora pellucida, 681 nucleotides long. The record is from the annotation of a GenBank genome assembly. Lineage: Eukaryota; Fungi; Glomeromycota; Glomeromycetes; Diversisporales; Gigasporaceae.